AUGGCUGAUCUUUCACUUUGCGAUCAAUGCCAUCCGGUCGGCAUACAUAAACGCAGCUGGGGAACUUUGGCAGAUGUCGAUUUCAUCAAUGGGAGACUGAAGAAAAAAACGUUGAUGGAAUCCGAGUGUUUUGUUAAUGGGAAUCUUACUAUCAACUGUGUGAUCGAAAGUUUAAUUCAAAUAAUUCCUGAAAAACUAUCAAAGAAGUUGGCUAUAGAGGCCGAUUUGGAUGAGAAACUAUUCAGCAACAGCGAUCGACUAGUAGUUGCCGAACUGGAAGAACUCUUUGAAACUACGAAAUUUUCUGACAUCAUCUUUAACGUCCGUGGACGUCAAUUUAAAGCCCACAAGAGCAUUUUGGUCGCAAGAAGUAAAUAUUUUGACGCGAUGUUCGAACAUCCAACUAAAGAAAAUUUGACGAACCGAAUCGAAGUUGAAGACGUCGAGCCGGCCGUGUUUCACGAAAUUCUCCGCUUCAUCUACACUGGGAAAGUGUCGGAGUCGUCGAUGGGGAAGAUGCCCGCCGGAAUACUUGCGGUUGCCGAUAAAUAUCUGUUGGAACAAUUAAAAAUGGAAUGUGAAACUCAAUUGACCAAUCGAAUGUCGGCAGAAAAUUGCCUGGGAUUGCUUUUGAUCACCGAUGAACACCACCCAGCGUUUCAUUUGAGGAAAUAUGCGGUCGAAUUCUUCCGUCAAUUUGCAGGCGAAGUGAUGGCGAUGGACGAUUGGAAAAAGGCCGAACAAGAAGAUCUCGAACAGUUUAACAGUAUGUUGAUGGACCUUGUCAAAUCCCUUGUAUAG
Messenger RNA from Daphnia pulex (common water flea), 801 nucleotides. Its product is annotated as speckle-type POZ protein B-like. The record is from RefSeq and is a predicted model, not a curated record. The transcript is spliced from 2 exons. Gene Ontology annotation, cellular component: nucleus; cytoplasm. Gene Ontology annotation, molecular function: ubiquitin protein ligase binding. Gene Ontology annotation, biological process: proteasome-mediated ubiquitin-dependent protein catabolic process; regulation of proteolysis. Bases 1 to 801 code for a protein of 266 amino acids. NCBI's taxonomy places the organism in Eukaryota, Metazoa, Arthropoda, Branchiopoda, Diplostraca, Daphniidae.